Molecule: messenger RNA, 3174 nt
Organism: Armigeres subalbatus
Lineage: Eukaryota; Metazoa; Arthropoda; Insecta; Diptera; Culicidae
Exons: 2
Coding region: 1-3174 (1057 amino acids)
Molecular function (GO): nucleic acid binding
Source: RefSeq, a predicted model, not a curated record
AUGAUUUUAUCAGAACAAAAGGCAAAGCCAUUCGCACAAUUUAUGAUUUCGCCUCGCCAGGCACUGUUGAAAACUUGUUAUCACACUAAUUUUUUUUGCUCCGAGUCCAACAUCAUCACGGAGAGGUUGGCUAAGAAGCUGAAAAUUCAGUUCUCGUUGAUGAGUCCGCCGAUUGCUAUUUGCGGGCUCAAUGGUAUGAAGACAACAGUUAACACGGUUGUCCAGACGAAAGUGUCCUUUCGGGAUGGCGAGUUUUCUGCUAUUCUUGACUUCAUCGUAACGCCGUCUAUCACCAAGUUACCAACAGAGCUGGCAGACCCUACAUUCAAUGUCCCGGACGAUGUUGAUGUUAUUAUCGGAGCUGAGCUGUACUACGACGUUCUGAAGAAAGGACGUCUCAAGAUUGGGACCGACUUCCCGAUACUGGCUGAAACAGUAUUCGGGUGGGUCGUAAGUGGACCUGCGAAAACCCAGCAACCAGACAUCAAGAAACGAGUUUGUCAACUGAACACCACCCACGAAGACGUCAACCGUACCCUCUCCAAGUUCUGGGAAUUGGAGGUAGGGUAUUAUACUAGCAAGAUGACUGCAGCAGAGCGUGCAGUAGAGCAACACUUUGAAAGGACCCACAGCCGUAAUAGCGAGGGACGGUAUGUAGUCAGACUACCGUUCAAUGAUCGAAAGAGUCAACUAGGCAACUCAUACGAGAAUGCGAAGCGUCGUUUUGGGAGACUGAUGAUUAGUCUCGCCAAAUACCCCUCCAAACAAGAAGCCUACAAGCAGUUCAUGAAGGAAUACGUGGCUUUGGGCCACAUGCAGGAGGUCUCCCACGAUUUCGAUCAAGGUUACUUUCUGCCGCAUCACGCAGUUUAUAAGGAAGCCAGCUCUACUACAAAAGUACGAGUGGUAUUCGACGCCUCGGCGGCGUCAUCGACUGGCGUAUCACUGAACGACACUCAGCAGGUGGGUCCUACAGUACAGAGCGAUUUGAUUACUAUCAUGCUACGCUUCUGUACGCAUCAGGUAGUACUAACAGCGGACUUACCUAAAAUAUACCGUCAGGUACAAAUACACCCUGAUGAUCGAAAGUACCAGAGAAUUUUAUGGCUGAACGAAGUGAACGAAAUGUCUACCUUCGAAUUGACAACAGUCACAUAUGGCUGUUCUAGUGCUCCCUACCUGGCAACGAAGGCAUUGACACAACUAGCUACGGACGAAGCGUACAACUUUCCAGUGGCAGCACAAGUUGUCAAGGAGGAUAGCUAUAUAGAUGAUUUCCUUACGGGUGGCAGAUCAGCAGCAGAAGUCAAGGAAAUCUACAAACAGUUAACGGCUAUGCUGAAACGAGGUGGAUUCGGCGUGCACAAAUUUUGCUCCAAUAGCCUAGAAGUUCUACAAUUGAUUCCACUGGAGUUACAGGAGAAGCAGGUAGAUUUCGAGAUGUCCGAGAUCAACGACACCAUCAAGACUUUAGGAUUGAUAUGGAAUCCUGGCCAUGACUACUUCGUGUUCAACGUACCGCUCCCAUUGCUCAACGGAGGUAAGCCCACGAAAAGGAUAGUGCUCUCGGAGAUCAGUAAGCUUUUUGAUCCUCUGGAGUUUCUGGGACCGGUGGUGACAACUGCGAAGCUGUUGAUGCAGGAGCUAUGGCGUUUAAAGCUUGGCUGGAACGAUGAGUUACCCGAUGAACAAAUGCAGAUGUGGCUAGCGUUUCGUAAACAAUUAGUUGCAGUGCGACAGAUCAGGAAAAAGAGAUGCGUCAUCCCCGGUGAUGCCACGAAGGUCGAGCUACUUGGUUACUGUGAUGCAUCGAAACGCGCAUAUGGUGCGGUUCUGUACGUUCGGACUGAGGUCAGCGACGGCACAAUCAACAUUCAGUUAGUGUGCAGUAAAUCCCGAGUUGCCCCUCUUAAACCGAUGACUAUACCCAGACUCGAAUUAUGUGGGGCACUGGUACUGGCGCAGCUGGCUCAGAAGGCGAUUGUAUCCUUGAAAGUAAAGUUUGACAGCGUUACACUGUACUCCGAUUCGAUGAUUUGUCUUAGCUGGUUGAAAAAGUCUCCGGCGGUUUUGAACGAGUUUGUGUGCAAUCGAGUCGCUACUAUCGUCGAACUAACGCAGAACUACAAAUGGGAAUACAUCAGGUCCGAGAACAAUCCCGCUGAUGUGUUGUCACGAGGCCUGCAUCCGGAGCAGCUGAUUGAGGAAGAACUUUGGUGGAGAGCCGCACCAGAGCAGAGACAGCAUCAUGAAGUGGAAGAUGAAGGCGUGCCUUUGCUAGCAGAUAAUGAACUACCGGAACUACGGAGUUCGAAAAGCGUCCUUGCUACGAUCGUGGAGAAAUCGUGUAACAACUGGUGUCGAGUCAGCAACUUUAGUCGAUUGCAACAUGCUUGGGCAUACGUGUGGCGAUUUGUUGAAAUAGCCCGUACGAAGAAGAGAAAUCCUGUCAGCAAUCCGAUCACUGUUGACGAGUUGUCCAGAGCCACUAAAACUAUCUUCAAAAUUGUACAACAGGAGGAAUUCAAGGAGGAGUAUAAGUACUUGCAGUCAGGAGACAAGAAGCGAAACAAUUUGUCGAGUCUGGCACCCUUUGUGGACAACGAAGGUUUCAUCAGAGUUGGCGGACGACUGAAGUACUCAAACAUUCCAUACGAAGGCAAGCACCAACUACUGCUUCCGGAAAGGCAUCCGGUGGUUGAACUACUGGUCCGUCACUUACAUGAGAAAAACCUCCACAUCGGGCAGAACGCGUUGAUCUCAAUCGUUCGUCAGCAGUAUUGGCCGAUCAAGGUGAAGACAACGGUCAAGCGGAUUACUAGUCGAUGUUUUAGAUGUUACAAACACAAGCCACAGCAGUUGAACCAAUUCAUGGGCCAGCUGCCAAGUUACCGCGUCACACCUGCACCAGUAUUUGCUUCGACUGGCGUAGAUUUUGCUGGACCGUUCAUACUCAGGGAGAGUGGCAAGAAACCGAAGUUCGUAAAAGCGUACGUUGCGGUGUUCGUGUGCAUGGCCGUUAAAGCAGUACAUUUAGAGCUGUGCACAGAUCUGCGAUCAGAGACGUUCUUGGCAGCGUUACAGAGGUUUUCGAGUCGACGUGGCAUUCCAUCUGAUGUUUUUUCGGAUAAUGCCACUACAUUCACCGGUGCUGCUAUUCUGCUAACGUGCUAG